GACUUUAAAACGUUUGUCGCGCGACAAAAAUAGUUUUAAUGCAAAAACGAUCGAGUCUCGGAGACGCCAGAUUAACCGAGAGCCAUCGAUAGGGAUCUGGUGAUACUUUCAUAUUUUCCGAGCUGGGAGGCGAAAUAUUGACAGUUGUUAAUAGCCGUCUUUUGCUUGAAUUGUUCCGAAACAAUCGCGUGUAUUUAAUCUCACCAUCAAAACGUGGUAUGGAUCGCAUUUCGAUAAAUUUAUCAUUAUGUCUGCCGGUGAUUGAAACGAAUGGGCUUGCGGUGUGAGAUUUCAAGGGCGCUUGGAACAUGUUACCAUUGAGUCGCCGUUGUAAGUUUUAACAAAUUAAUAAGCUUUAUUUCCACACGCCAUCCUUGGCUGAAAUUAAAUACAAAUACGUUGAUGUGAAUGGUAAUCUUUUGAAAGCGAGAGGGUUUCUUUCACGAGAAAGAAUCUUAGUAAACAAAGAUUGCGUGAUGCAACAUAAGUACAGUUUCCGGUUUCACGGUGUUAUCAGAAACGUUUUUAUCAACAGGAAUUUUGGAGCCGAAGUGUCUUACCGAUGUGUCGGAAACUUGUGAUGAAUUAAAGGUUUCAAGAGUCGACUAAAACAGUCCAAUUUAGCUUAGCAUAAACGACAUUUCACUUCAGAUUAAAAUUUCCAAUCAACGUAGAGGAAGACGAUUGCACUCAGUCGAGAGCGCGAAUAGAAUUCACGGCGUCUGCUCGGAUGACAAGAUUACUUGAAAUCCGCCUGUAAAAAUAAUUAUCUUCAAAUGCGUAAAUAAAUAUGCAACGGCAAGAAAGCCUUCAAAACAAGCCCAGAGCAGGAGAGGACCAAGGACAGGCGUCGGAUUUCAAGUAAAAUAGUUUUGUGUAGUGUAAACAUUUCUGGCAAUCUUCACAUUGGAUACGUCUCGCAAUCACUGUCAAAAUACCUACCUACGAACGCAACAACCUUCCCUCGACUUCAGAAAGACGCGCUUCAACUAUUUGUUUUAUUGUAAGGCGAGGAAUUUGCCUUCAAUUUAGCGCCAAGGUUUAUAUUUUGGCGAGUUUGACUUUGGCCACGAUUUCCGCGGCGCUGAAUAUGCUGUAGACUGGAUGGAAAAAUCUGAUAACGACGGAUCUUGAAGAGUUGUUUAAUUACCGCGUUGAGCGAAAUUUUAGCUGUGACAGCGAGGAGGACAUUUGUCGGGGGACGCGGGCUGAUCACUAAGCGAUAAAGCUAAGCAUUCUUUUACGGGUUUAAAACACGGAGGUCCAACACGACACACGACAUUUGUUCUUUGACGAUCAUUUGUGCGAAGCUCGGAGCGGUGAAACUCCAGCGUUGUACCGUCAUCUGGCAAUUACCAUAUCACAGACUUUUGAAACAAGUAACAUCUUGAAACACGGCGGUAUUUGACUAUGGCGGACGAACAUGAUACUAUGGCGAACCAGUCUUGGGUUUAUGUCGAUGACGAACUAGAGAAUUACUCCGAAAGCCUGCCAGCACAUGCGAUUUUUCAACUGAUCCUCUUUACGGCAAUCUUCGUGGUGGGAUUCUUCGGCAAUUCCAUCGUUAUUUACGGCGUUCUUCAACAAGGCUCGUCUAAAACUACAAGCAGCUGUUUCAUCGCGAAUCUGGCCUUGAGCGAUUUAGCUGUGCUGGUGCUAAGCCUACCUGUAGGUCUCCUACAAGAACUUGCUUCAUGGCCGUUCGGCGAGGUUGCCUGCAAGAUUUUCUUUCCCCUCGGCGACGUGUUUUUGACUGUCUCCCUUAUGACCCUCACAGCCAUUGCGCUGGAUCGCUACCGUGCGAUAGUCACGCCGUUUAAAAAACGCGUCAGCAAAACUCAAGCGAAAGUCUGCAUCGCUCUCAUCUGGAUCUGUAGUUACCUAGUGGUUGGAAUUCCCACUUCGUUCAUUCUUAAACUUGUCUCGACGGACGGAGUGAAAAUCUGUUACCCUUUUUGGAACACCGACAUGGAGAGGCAGAUUCACAAAAUCCUCAUUGCUUCGUUAGCCACUCAUCUUGAAACACGGCGGUAUUUGACUAUGGCGGACGAACAUGAUACUAUGGCGAACCAGUCUUGGGUUUAUGUCGAUGACGAACUAGAGAAUUACUCCGAAAGCCUGCCAGCACAUGCGAUUUUUCAACUGAUCCUCUUUACGGCAAUCUUCGUGGUGGGAUUCUUCGGCAAUUCCAUCGUUAUUUACGGCGUUCUUCAACAAGGCUCGUCUAAAACUACAAGCAGCUGUUUCAUCGCGAAUCUGGCCUUGAGCGAUUUAGCUGUGCUGGUGCUAAGCCUACCUGUAGGUCUCCUACAAGAACUUGCUUCAUGGCCGUUCGGCGAGGUUGCCUGCAAGAUUUUCUUUCCCCUCGGCGACGUGUUUUUGACUGUCUCCCUUAUGACCCUCACAGCCAUUGCGCUGGAUCGCUACCGUGCGAUAGUCACGCCGUUUAAAAAACGCGUCAGCAAAACUCAAGCGAAAGUCUGCAUCGCUCUCAUCUGGAUCUGUAGUUACCUAGUGGUUGGAAUUCCCACUUCGUUCAUUCUUAAACUUGUCUCGACGGACGGAGUGAAAAUCUGUUACCCUUUUUGGAACACCGACAUGGAGAGGCAGAUUCACAAAAUCCUCAUUGCUUCGUUAGCCACUCUACCACUCCUACUUAUCGGUUACUGUUAUUUUAGAGUCGUUAUCGCGCUGUGGAAAGUCAGAAUUAUUUACCGGGAUUCUGCCAAGAACUCGCUGACAACGAUUCGCCUUGAACAGAAACGAAAACUGGUCAAAAUGCUUAUAGUCAUCGUGAUUGCAUUCAGCGUGUGUUUGCUGCCGUACAUAACUUUCGCGCUCGUGUUGGAGUUCGCGGGAAUUGAGCGAUCUCCCUCCGUAAAUGUGGGUUUGGUAGCAGUUCUGUCGCUGCUCUAUGCAAAUAGCGCAAUAAACCCGUUAAUUCUGUGUACCAUGAGCAAAGAUUACAGGAAAGGACUACGACCUUGCGGAUGUUAAAGUCCACAGACUUCUAAUUUAGAAAUAAAACGCGAUGCUGAUGUUGUCUACAUAGGAUAUUUUAGAAAAAAAAAUUAAUUCUUUAUUCGUUUAUUAGUUCCGAUCAUGUAGACUAUAGUUUUCUUAAAACGGAUUGUUGUAAGUUAUUUCUUCAUGAAUGCUGUAAAAUGAUACGAAAAGAACCUUUGAAGUUGUAGAUUUUUUGUAAUGUUUGUUUUUCUUCAGCUGAGAUACAUGUACUUAAGGCCUGACUGCUUUAAAUAAACACGGUGAAAAUAUUAUAUUUGUGUAUCAAACAAAAACGAAA
Messenger RNA from Orbicella faveolata, 3304 nucleotides. RefSeq names its product neuromedin-K receptor-like. Gene Ontology annotation, cellular component: plasma membrane. The record is from RefSeq and is a predicted model, not a curated record. Gene Ontology annotation, molecular function: G protein-coupled receptor activity. Gene Ontology annotation, biological process: G protein-coupled receptor signaling pathway. Lineage: Eukaryota; Metazoa; Cnidaria; Anthozoa; Scleractinia; Merulinidae.